Molecule: messenger RNA, 1309 nt
Organism: Chenopodium quinoa (quinoa)
Lineage: Eukaryota; Viridiplantae; Streptophyta; Magnoliopsida; Caryophyllales; Amaranthaceae
Product: 28 kDa ribonucleoprotein, chloroplastic-like
Exons: 4
Coding region: 149-1018 (289 amino acids)
Cellular component (GO): cytosol
Molecular function (GO): mRNA binding
Source: RefSeq, a predicted model, not a curated record
CUUGGUUGUAUCUUCAUUUCUACUCCCACAAAAAGCCUCACUCUAUCAAUCCUCUUAUCCUCACUCACCCCUUUUCUCCUUAAACCCUCUCUUCUCCUCUUCCCUUCCCUUCUUCUUCGCCUCCCAAUUCAAUCUCUCCCCUAAAAAAAUGGCGACUUCAACAGCAAACCCAUUACUCAAAACCCUCUCAAUGUCCCCAACUUGCUUCUAUACUCCCUCAAUUUUCAACCCUAGAUCUCUGUAUUUCUCAACCCCAUUAAAACCCACCAAGCUAAGUCUUUCACUCUCUCAAAGACCUCCUGUUGUUGCUUAUGUUGCGCAGACCUCUGAUUGGGAGCAAGAAGGGUCCACCAAUGCUGUUCUUGAAGGAGAAGAAGAGGUUGCGAGUUGGGGUUCUGAACCUCAAGUUGCUGAAUUUGCAGGUGAAGAUGAAGGUGCUGUUGAAGGUGGUGAAGGGUUCCCUGAACCUCCUGAAGAGGCUAAAUUGUUUGUCGGUAAUUUGCCUUAUGAUGUUGAUAGUGAGAAAUUGGCUCAGCUUUUUGAUGGUGCUGGUGUUGUUGAGAUUGCUGAGGUAAUUUACAACAGGGAGACUGAUAGGAGUAGAGGGUUUGGAUUUGUGACAAUGAGUACAGUUGAAGAAGCUGAGAAAGCUGUGGAAUUGUUGAAUGGAUAUGAUGUGAAUGGAAGGCUAUUGACAGUAAACAAGGCUGCCCCAAGGGGAUCACGCCCUGAAAGGCCUCCCAGAGAGUUUGAACCUUCUUGCAGAAUUUAUGUUGGCAACCUUCCAUGGGAUGUAGACAGUUCACGCCUGGAGCAACUUUUUAGUGAACAUGGAAAAGUUCUUAGUGCCAGAGUAGUUUCUGACAGGGAGACUGGCCGUUCACGUGGAUUUGGCUUUGUUACAAUGGCCUCUGAAUCAGAGGUGAAUGAUGCCAUUACUGCCCUUGAUGGACAGACCUUGGAUGGAAGGGCAAUCAGGGUAAAUGUUGCUGAAGAAAGACCAAGGCGUAGUUUUUGAUCUGCUCCACAAGCACAACUCAGCUGGUUGAUAGUAUUAGUUCUUUGUCUUUUUUUUUUUUGCCCCCAACCUUUUGAUUGAGACUAUUUAUAGCUCAUAUUUUGACAGCAGCGGUUCCAAAGAAUGUUGUGAUUUUAGUUAGUUUAUGCAAUGGCUGCAAUUAUGGCAAUACAAACCCAUUUCAUAUUUUAAUAUACGUAAAGUUUGUUAAAUUCAUUAUUCUAGGUUUUGUAACUGCUGUCAAAAUUUUGUACUGUAUAAGGAGCAGCAAUUGUUUUUUUUUGCAGUAUC